AUCUGGUGACAGCCACUUAUGCUGCAAAAGCAGGACUGAUGAGGCAAAUCUUUUGAGUUCUACAUUCUGGGAAUUCUGCAUCAGAUAUCUCAGUGAGCCUGCUGACCCUUGUGGUUACUGCCUGUGGUCUUGCUCUGUUUGGCGUGUCUCUCUUCGUGUCCUGGAAACUCUGCUGGGUUCCGUGGCGAGAACGAGGCCUGCUGUCUGGUGGCAAAGACAACAACCAGGAGCCUCUUAACUACACAGACACAGAGACCAAUGAGCAGGACAACAGUGAGGACUUCCUAGAUCCUCCCACCCCCUGCCCUGACUCCUCCAUGAAGAUCAGCCACACAUCCCCUGACAUUCCCCUCUCCACCCAGGCGGGGGUCCAGGAGAACUGUGCCCAUGGUGUCCGCGUGCAGCGCCAAGUUACGGAGCCAACCUCAUCGGCUCGGCAUAAUUCAAUCCGUAGACAACUCAACCUGUCAAACCCGGACUUCAAUAUCCAACAGCUUCAAAAACAGGAGCAGUUGACUGGAAUUGGCAGAAUUAAACCAGAGUUAUACAAGCAGAGGUCAUUGGAUAAUGAUGAUGGGAGACGGAGUAACAGCAAAGCUUGUGGGAAACUGAACUUCAUUUUAAAGUAUGACUGUGACUUAGAGCAGCUCAUCGUAAAGAUUCACAAAGCUGUCAAUUUGCCUGCCAAGGACUUUUCUGGAACUUCAGAUCCUUAUGUCAAGAUCUAUUUGCUUCCUGAUCGGAAAACAAAACACCAGACUAAAGUUCACAGAAAGACCCUGAAUCCUGUGUUUGAUGAAGUUUUUUUAUUUCCGGUUCCCUACAAUGAUCUUGAAGCACGGAAGCUUCACUUCUCUGUGUAUGACUUUGACAGGUUCUCUCGCCAUGAUUUGAUUGGCCAAGUGGUGGUGGAUCACUUCUUAGACUUGGCUGAUUUCCCCAGGGAGUGCAUCCUUUGGAAGGAUAUUGAAUAUGUCACCAAUGACAAGGUGGAUCUUGGAGAGUUGAUGUUUUCCCUCUGCUAUCUUCCAACGGCUGGCAGGCUGACCAUUACCAUUAUAAAAGCAAGGAAUUUAAAGGCAAUGGACAUAACAGGAGCAUCAGAUCCCUACGUGAAAGUCUCACUGAUGUGCGAUGGUAGACGACUGAAAAAGAGGAAAACGUCCACCAAGAGGAACACACUGAAUCCUGUUUACAACGAAGCCAUAGUCUUUGAUGUCCCUCCUGAGAACAUUGACCAAAUCCACUUGUCCAUAGCAGUCAUGGACUAUGACCGUGUAGGUCACAAUGAGAUUAUCGGCGUGUGUCAAGUAGGCAACGAGGCUGAGAGGCUGGGCAGAGACCACUGGAGUGAAAUGUUGUCAUAUCCUCGGAAGCCCAUUGCACACUGGCAUUCCCUGGUGGAGAAACGAUGACUGUGGGUAAGGACCGUUCGUGCCAAGGCCACAAUAGGACAGCCAUCUUACAAAGAUCUUGAGUAACUUUUCCCAUCCAGCAACACCCGGAGAACUCCAGUGACCAAAUGCUCAGCUGUAAUCACAGCAAUAACUGGCUCUCUUUCCAGAUUGGGUUUGGUGAACCUGAAUGGUCCAGCCACCUUCUUCAGGUGGCCAAGGUGAUGUGAUGCAGGAGAAGCACAUCUCUCGUGGCCAAGUACCAAGCUUGCACUGUGGAAGAAACCAAAUGAUGUAGUGAGAGUACCAAGAGUACCAGGACUCUUAGUGACUAAUAUAAGGCCCCUGGUGGUGGAGACAGCCCUGGCAACAGUCACUCUGACAUGAUGUUAUUUGCUUGAAUGCCCUGGAAGGACAGAAUGUUUAAAAAUAUAUCCAGGUGCUAAAUAGGCAGCAGAUCUCAAUUCACACUUGAAUACUUUUGAGUUAAUGACUGUUUCCAAAAAGUAAUUUUACCCCAAGAAGUACUCCAGAUUUGCAGAAGUAGCCCAAGGAGAAUAAUAGGACAAGCAGGCCAUUCCCCUGGAGAAAAUCUAGUGCAAGGAGGGCUAAUUCAUAGCAAAUUCACUGCCCCCUCCCAUGCACGUGGCAGAGAGUACCAGUUGAUCAUGGCCCUCUUUUCUGCUGAAACCAGAUUCUGAGAAGUCAAAAACCCCAAGACUAUUAUCUAGGUAGCCGGCAGCCACUUUCUUCUAAGUGGUGUUAUUAUUAUAAGAAUGAAAAGUAAUUGUCAUCUCUGUUAGAGAGGUGCACAUCAUAAUGGCAUAAGCAUUCUGGAAUUUCCUUUCCCAAGCACAUUUGUCCACUGAGGGAACAGCCUCAGAAAUAGGUGUAGCAUUGUGUGAGGUGAGAUCAUGGAGAGAUAGCACAGCCAUCCCGAGCAGAAGGCACAGCUUUGGGUCUUGGCCUCAGUGCCUUCUGCGGUAUUUCCAUAUGCAACAACCCAGAGUAAUAGCUUUGGGCAGCCACAGAUAAAGGUUUCCUUCUCACUUCAGACACAUAUAUCACUUUUGAAGCCCUUGGGGAAUGGAUAUGCCUGCAAGAGUGAAGGUCAAGGUCUCUCCCGGGUAUCUCGUUCAUUACUCAGCUUCCUUCCUGACUACGUCUGCCAACCCACUGCUAUUCACCUCAUCCUCAUGGCUUCUGCCUCCAUAGAAAUGAAACCAAAGGCCUCAGCAUCCCUGGGAGGACCAGGAACUGUCACCUCCUGGUCUUCUCUCUGCCAGCCACACAUUUGCACAACUCUCCAAGGUAGCAUUUCCCUUUUCAUACAAUCUCUUUGCAGCAGAAUCCAGAGUUGGAUUGUAGUUUACCUUCCUGGAAAGCUCAUUAUCUUCAUUUCAAUUAACAUUUCCAUGUGGAACUAACUGGUUGAAAGCAAGAUCCUUGCAUGUCUUCAGAAAGUUCUUGUUGCCACAGCUGCCUAGUACAAGAAGAAACUCUACCCUGAUAUCAGAUCUUAAAAGGGCAGAGGCCUUUGGUUGUGUGAGGCAGUGUUACUACACUCAAGCUUCACACAUUCCCCAGCCUGCCUGAUCCAUUUCCAUCUCUGAUUGGCUUUCAACUCCUGGGAUUCAAAAGGAAUCCAAGGUUCUGCCUAUGUCUGAUGACAUGAGAAAAAUUCAACUCUUUGUCCAACGUUCCCCUCUGCGCAUCCCGCCCCAUUCAGACAUCCUCUACAAUACCAGUGUUUGGAACCAAAGCAUGAGGGGCUAUUGCCAGCAAAAUAGUUAGCAGAAAUAUUGUCUCCAGAGCCAGGCAGAUGAGCCCAAAAGAAUGGUCCCAGAGAAAUCAGAUGGGCUCCGAUAGACAUCAGGCAGUCAUCCCAAUAAACUUUGACGUGUCCUUGGCAAUGGGAGGCUGGGUUGGGGAUCCUGAGGCAGCUGUGCCUAUUGUUCCCCACCUCAGGAUCUUCCUGCCCAGAGAGCUAGCAGCCCUGAGUGCCAAUGAGUAUGCUACUGGCUUGUUGGCAGGAAACAGAAGGCGGUUUUGUAGGGGAAAGCAGGCAAAGAGGACUGUCUCCAUUGGCAGGCAGGUGGUUUUGUGUCUGGAAAGCUUUGCCGAGCCAGUACAGCUGUGGCCAGAGGCUGGUUAUAAAUCUGAAUUCCCUCAGCCCAUUUGCAACUCUGCCUCUGUUCUCUUGCAUUCUGUUUGGUUUCCCUUUAGUUUCUCAGUAAAUGUCCUUUUGAAAAACUCUAAA
This is a messenger RNA of Galeopterus variegatus (Sunda flying lemur), 3654 nucleotides long. RefSeq names its product synaptotagmin IX (gene SYT9). Gene Ontology annotation, biological process: regulation of calcium ion-dependent exocytosis; cellular response to calcium ion; calcium-ion regulated exocytosis. NCBI's taxonomy places the organism in Eukaryota, Metazoa, Chordata, Mammalia, Dermoptera, Cynocephalidae. Gene Ontology annotation, molecular function: clathrin binding; phosphatidylserine binding; SNARE binding. Gene Ontology annotation, cellular component: membrane; dense core granule. The coding region runs from base 318 to 1415 and encodes 365 amino acids. The record is from RefSeq and is a predicted model, not a curated record. The transcript has 7 exons.